AUGGACCCAGUCAGUCUAGUGGGUCUAGCUGCGUCGGUUGGACAAUUGAUCCAAUUAUCCAUGAGCAUUGUGAAUUAUGUCAAUAAAGUUGCGACAGCUCCGAAAGAGCGGAAGGCUCUCACACUCGAGAUAGUCAGCCUUGUUGGUGUGCUGUUGAGCCUUAAGCAGCGUGCAGAUGCGGCUAAGACAGACCAGGACCCGUGGCUUGCCGCCUUUUCGACUAUCGGAGGGGAAGAGGGAUCUCUACAACAACUCAAGUCGACUUUAGAGUUCCUUAACCGGAAGUUAGAGCCACGGCUUGGAAGGAACCUAAUCUGGGCUUUUAGUGAAUCCGAAAUCAGAGACGCCUUAGCUCGAAUCGAACGUGUGAAGAGCCUCAUAACACUUGUCUUGCAGGAGAACCAUAUGGCCAUAUCGCAGGCUACGAAAGACAGUGUAGGAGGAGUGGAAGUCGGCGUCAUGGAGCUGCGUACUGAAGUUGCCGGUAUCGAGGCCGGAAUUGAGGGCAUAGCAGUGGGUGUUAUGAGUCUGCAAGAUAACUCAAGGGACGAGAUGCGACGCAAUAUCGCUAGCUGGUUAUCACCUCUAAACUUCCUGGGCCGCCAAGAUGAUAUUUUUCGCAGGAGACAAGAGGGCACCAAUCAGUGGUUGCUGAAUUCCCCAGAGUUCAAAGAUUGGGUUAGCGGUGCCAACAAACUCCUGCGGUGCUCAGGCAUUCCCGGCAGCGGUAAGACCACAAUCGCAUCUGUUGUUGUUGAACAUCUCAAGGCCCAUUUUAAAGUCGUCCGCGUCAGCGUCCUUGUCAUCUACUGCAACUACAAGGAGCAGGCAGAACAAACGGUUACCAAUCUCAUUGCUAGUCUUCUGAAGCAGUUACUUCAGAGCGGGGAUGUGGUACCGGAAGACUUGAUUUCCUUGUAUCGCCGCCACAGCGACCGUGACACGCGACCUAGCCUGCAGGACAUAUCCAAGAUUUUGAAGAACCUGAUCAACUCUUAUGAGAAAGUUUUCGUUAUUGCAGAUGCGCUAGACGAAAGUCCUGAGGUCAUGGGUGUUCGCUCAGAACUCGCAGCCGAGCUUCUGCAAUUCCGGUCGUCCAAGUGCAAUAUGAUGAUCACAGCAAGAAAUUACGCUGGUCUUGAAGAAAUAUUCGAAGAUGAUACUAGUAUCGAGGUUAUCGCAACCGAUGAAGAUGUCCUCAAAUACGUGAAUGCUAGGAUUUCUCAGGCCAACCGAAUCGCCAGACAUGGCAAAUCCCACCCACAUUUACUGGACGAAAUCAGAGAGACUGUCGUUAAAAAAGCAAAUGGAAUGUACGUGCUACUUAUCCUAUUUUUCUGA
Messenger RNA from Penicillium angulare, 1341 nucleotides. RefSeq lists its product as uncharacterized. The record is from RefSeq and is a predicted model, not a curated record. Lineage: Eukaryota; Fungi; Ascomycota; Eurotiomycetes; Eurotiales; Aspergillaceae. Bases 1 to 1341 code for a protein of 446 amino acids. The transcript has a single exon.